Molecule: messenger RNA, 984 nt
Organism: Heterobilharzia americana
Lineage: Eukaryota; Metazoa; Platyhelminthes; Trematoda; Strigeidida; Schistosomatidae
Source: the annotation of a GenBank genome assembly
GCACCUUUGAAGUGAAGACAGGAGUAAGAAAAGAAUGUCUACUAUCACCCAUGAUAUUCCCGAUUGUGCUCGACAACAUCAAGCAGCAAAUCGUGAACAGCAAAAAGAUGAUCACAUGCUGGACCGAUUAAAAGAGUCUCGAAGAUUUGGAUUUCACCGAUCACUUGUGACUAAUGUCACACAUACACGAAGAUCUACAGGCAAAAUACAACAAGUUGACAGAACAGGCAGAACAGCGAAACGGACUUCAAGUGAACGCAAAGAAGACACAGGUGAUGAAGAUACCCAACCAACACCACAAUCACCACCACCACCAACAACAACAACAACAACAAGCUACAAUCACCAUCAACAGGAGAAACUUAAACGAAUUAAUCUCUUUCACCUACCUACCUACCUACCUACCUACCUACCUACCUACCUAACCAGGCAACGCAGCAUCCUUCCAACUACAGGCAGCACACGCACACACAACGGCGUCAAAACCACCAAGCAUCGCAAAAACAGCAAGACAGGCCUUCCUUCAGUAAUCGGAAAUCACUACGGAGAUCUACUGCACUACAUACACUCAGCAGAAAGCGUGAACAACAUUCGGAUCCCGAUUUUCAACACCUACAUCACUUAAGUCACUGCUCCUAGAUGGUUCACAAACUUGGCGCGUCACCGAAACCACUUCCAACAAACUACACACAUUCAUCAACAACUGCCACCUACGCUGGCUCGAUACUGAACAUCAGAUGGAUGGUGAGAAAGAAUAAGCAACAAGGAACUCACGCUGGCCUGGCAACGAACCAACUAAAAACCUAUCACCCAACAAAUAUGCAGAAGAAAGUGGAGGUGCAGAUGGAUUGUACAAACACUGAGAAGGCCAACUGUGGACAUCACGCACCAGCGCUGGCCCUAGAGUGAAAUCCAAGGGAGAAACGACGAGUUCAGCGAUGGUGUCCGAGGGUGACAUGAAGGAGAUGGUGUGAGGAAGAAAUG